AUUUAUCUGUGAUUUUCCUGAGUUCACGGGCACAAUUCGAAGGGAAUGAAAAUUUAGGGUCAAAGUGCAAAAUCACUGGUGGCCAGCACGACGUCGCUUGUCCUGCAAUUGUUCCGCCCUAGGCCUAGCUGACUUGCAGGCUCUGCCCCGAAGUUGAAGCAAACGAAACUGGAAAAUAAAGCUAAAAAUAUUUAUAAUAUAGCAAUAAAUGUCGACUUCGAAUUUGGAUUCGUCUUCAUCAGUCAGUGAAUCCGCGGACAUUCCCCGUUUUCACCACACCCCAUUUUACUGUGAGGAGAACGUUUACUUGCUCUGUAAGAAGCUAGCUGCAGAUGGAAUAGCAAGAUCGGAUGGUUCUGACCUCUUUGUUAUUUUCAUUUCCAAUGAAAAUAAGCAGAUUCCAUUGUGGCAUCAGAAGGCGAGCCACAGAGCAGAUGGGGUUAUUUUGUGGGAUUACCAUGCUAUCUGCAUACAGAAAAGAAAAGAUAGCAACCUGCCUCAUCUAGUGUGGGAUUUAGAUUCAAGUCUUCCCUUUCCGUCUCCACUUUCUACAUAUGUUUCUGAAACUAUUCGGCCUUCAUUUCAGCUGUUUUCAGAGUUUCAGAGGUUCUUUCGGAUUGUGCAUGCCCCAAUAUUCCUCCGAUCUUUUGCAUCUGAUAGAAGACACAUGAAAGAUACUGCAGGAAACUGGCUUCAUCCCCCGCCUCCACAUGAAGCCAUUGUUGCUGAAGAUGGAACUGUACACAACUUGAAUGAAUACAUGGAAAUGUCCUCUGCUGAUGUUAUCAAAAGCAUCGGAGAUGAUACUAAGGAUGACGUAUAUGCCCAAAGACUUGGUGUCCUGGUAAGUGAAACCCACUUGGAGGAAAUCUUUUCUCUGAUUUCCUGAACAUCAGCAAAAAUCGUGCAGCGUGUAUGUAGUUUAGUGGGAAACAUUUCACAUGGAGAUAUAAGCAUCAUGCAUUGUAGCCUCAUCGCAUGAAAGUAAUAUUUGGGUAAUAUUUGAGAUCUUAUAGUAAAUUGAAGUGAAUUUAUUUUCCUUGUCUGGAGGGAGGUAUCAUCAAAGACUUCAUGCGGGAAUUUGUAUGUUGAUAAUGAUAUGCUGUGACGUGGACUUUCACACUUGCUAAGAAUGUGUACGGCUAAAUCUUCAUAUGACAUGAUUGCGAUAGUUUUUAUUUUGA
Molecule: messenger RNA, 1184 nt
Organism: Olea europaea var. sylvestris
Lineage: Eukaryota; Viridiplantae; Streptophyta; Magnoliopsida; Lamiales; Oleaceae
Product: protein N-terminal glutamine amidohydrolase-like
Exons: 6
Coding region: 209-889 (226 amino acids)
Cellular component (GO): cytosol; nucleus
Molecular function (GO): protein-N-terminal glutamine amidohydrolase activity; protein-N-terminal asparagine amidohydrolase activity
Source: RefSeq, a predicted model, not a curated record